Trichomonas vaginalis G3 is the source of this 621-nucleotide messenger RNA. Its product is annotated as pre-mRNA 3'-splice site binding. The coding region runs from base 1 to 621 and encodes 206 amino acids. Gene Ontology annotation, molecular function: metal ion binding; pre-mRNA 3'-splice site binding. The record is from RefSeq and is a predicted model, not a curated record. Gene Ontology annotation, cellular component: spliceosomal complex; U2AF complex. Gene Ontology annotation, biological process: mRNA splicing, via spliceosome. Lineage: Eukaryota; Parabasalia; Trichomonadida; Trichomonadidae. The transcript has a single exon.
AUGAGUGAAGAAAAAUUAUUUUGCCUUCAAUUCGAAAAAACAGGAGUUUGUCUUAAAGGAGAGAUGUGUAACAAGCCACAUAGAUCAGAUCCUAUGUCACGAAUUCUGUUAUUUAAGCAUUUAUAUCCGGAUCCAGAUGUUUUUUUAGCUUUAUUGCCAACAGGUUCAGUAACCAUUAGCGACGAAGAAAAGCAACGUGCAGCUGAUGCAUUUUACUAUGAUAUUUUCUUAAUGUGCCAACGUUUCGGACCAGUUGAAGAUAUUUUAAUUGCUUCAAAUAAAACAGACAUCAUGAAUGGUAAUGUUUAUGUAAGUUUCAAAGAAGUUGAUGCUGCUCAAGCUGCAUUUUUGACUUUAAACAAUCAAUAUUACGCCGGAAGAAAAGUUGAAUGCGUUUUAACACCAAUAUCAAGAUUAUCAAAUGCUAUAUGCAACGAAUCUGCAUGCCCUUAUGGAUCUACAUGCAAUUACGUUCACCCAUUAAAAAUUUCAGAACAUAUUACGAAAAUUUGUUUUCCACGCUCAUCCAGAGUAUAUCCUACUCAAUUUAGAAGAGCUGGAAAAAUUAAAAUCGCAACAACUCCUGCUAAUAUUCUUAAUGGUUCUUUCCAAGCUUUUUAA